AAGCGUCUCUUCUCCCGAUUCAAUUACUUUUAUAUUUCGGAUGAAAAAUUUGUUUCACUAAAAUCCAAAAAACUCGUACUCGAUGUAUUCCAAAAUCGAGAGAGACGAAGGAGGAGACGACGAGCAAUCGAUCAGAGAACAAGUUUGACAGCAACGCCGCUUUCGCCGGCGGCGGUUUCAUGCCUUCACAGACAACUACGCAACUUUGCAUCGUCCUUCAAGAACCGCGAUGUAAGUACCUUGCUUCCCCUGACACUGAAGCAGUUGAAUAGCGUAUCAACCAAUGGUGAAUCAAACUUCUCCAUAGACGGCGUUGACAUUAACACCGUUGCAAUUGUUGGACGAGUUGCUAGAAUGGAGAACAUAAUCACCCAAGUUGACUUUGUUGUAGAUGAUGGUACAGGCUGCAUUGAAUAUAACUGCUGGUGUUAUGAACGUCAAGAAACUGAAGUGGAAGCAGUCAGGCUGGGAAUGUAUGUUCGCCUACAUGGACACCUUAAAAAUUUCCAGGGGAAGCGAUCUGUGAAUGUUUUCUCAGUCAGGCCUGUCACUGACUUCAACGAGAUUGUUCACCACUUUACCGAGUGUAUCUCUGUUCACAUGUACAACACCAAGUGGCUCUGUUACUCAGGCUACUGCUACUGCUAUUCAACAACGCCAACCCCUGCAAAUCCAUACCAAACUGGUCCAUCUAAUCAGUUACCAAACCAAUUCAAUGAUCCAAUGCACGGGGUAAAGCAGGAGGUCAUGAAUUACUUGAAUCAACCUAUGCACCUGGAUGCGUUAGAACAGCUCGCAAACGGUGCAUGUGUACUCGACUACGGACGAGACUUGCUUCAAAUCAACCGCAAAUACAUGAUCAAAAUCGAUUUAUCUCUCACAUUUCAAUCUUCCUCUAUAGUUAUAAAGCAUUUUUGUAUAGGCCCUAAGGUACGACAUUAGCUUUAAGAGUUUUAAUCUACCUAAUAGCUUUUGGAUUUCUUAAAAACCAAUCUAAAAGUUCAAUCAAAAUCAUUCCCGUCAUUUGAUAACUUCAGAUCAAAUUUGAAUCGAGAAACUUUCAACCGCCAUAGACAUAAUGUUGGACUGGGCCGUUGUCUUCAGGGGUGGUAACAGAGUCGGCCCAGAUUUUAAGUCCCCAACAUAGCCAAUUUUUGUGAUGGGCCGUUAUUUUCAGUAGUCAUCAUUCAUCUAAGCACCAAAAAGCUUAUAAAGUUAUUCUUUUUUGCACGAAAAAAAUAAUAACGAAAACCGUGAUUUAAUUAUCGGUUUAGUAUUGUAUACGGUUUAUUAAAUUGUUUAACUGGAUAAAUAUGAUAUUGAUUGGUUAGCU
This is a messenger RNA of Thlaspi arvense, 1333 nucleotides long. NCBI's taxonomy places the organism in Eukaryota, Viridiplantae, Streptophyta, Magnoliopsida, Brassicales, Brassicaceae. The record is from the annotation of a GenBank genome assembly.